GAGUUAAAAUAAUAAAAGAACAAAAGACUUGUGCGUAUCGUCGUUGGGCACACACCAUGGAGCCCGACGUCCGUUCACUCCUUAACUCUGCCUCCUCCUCCGCUUCUUCCUCCGACGCCGACGACGAUGCUCCCCACCGCACCAUCGAUGAAAUUCUCAAUGACUGUGACACUUCUUCUUCCUCAAGCUCUCCCCCUUCCUCUCCCUCUCACUCUCUCUCUCCACUCACCAAUUCCCAUCCUCAAAACCCCACUCUUCAACCAAAACCACUCCAACCCGCACUCGAUUCAAUUUCUCGGCUCAAACCAGCCGAAUUCUCCGACCGCACACGCGUUUCGCGUCCGUUCUCUUCUCUACUACAGGGCGUGCGGUCCAAUGCGAAGCCGGGCGCCGCCCUCGCGGCUGCUGCUGCGGCGUCUCGAUCCGUUCCUACGCCGCACGCGGCGGCGAUCAUUUCCAGGAGGAAAUCUGCGGCUGCGAUCAGCACUGAGUUGAGUUCGACCGCUGCCGCUAGCGACGAUUAUUCCGAUGUUUCUUCUAAAGGCGAAUUGGGCGAGCUUAGUGAGAAAUACGAUCCUGUGCCGCAGAGAAUCGAGACUCAGUCUAGUGAAAGUGCUUCUGUUAACGGCGAGCUUGUUGAGAGUGAUGCAGAUAUUGCCAUUGAUUUGAAGGCUGGUAGUGCCGCUGACAAUCAGGUGCAUAUUGAUACUGAUAAUGACAGUAGGGAUGGCGAUGAUGAUGGAAAUGGCAAUUAUAAUGAUUCUUCUAUAGUGAGUGAGGAGAAUAGGAAUUUAGAUGAGGUUGACGGUUACCAUGGGAAGGAUAUGAAUUCUUCAACGUUUGAUGAAGAUAAUAAUGAUCGUGACUUGGAUGGGAAUGAUGGUUCUGAAAAGAGAAUCACAGCUAUGGAUUCAGCUGUGGAAACAGAAGAAACGGUGGAUAAUGGUGAAAGCUCUGUGGAUCAUGUUAAAAAUGAGCUGAGUGGUGGCGGUAGUGACGAUGGUAGUUCAUUGGGUGAUGUUUCAGAGCUAGUGGAAGAGAGGCUUGAUGAAUUGGAAAGCAGAAGGGCUUCUAAGAGAGCAGAGAAGAAACGAGAAUUUUCAAUGAAACCACUUGAAUUGGCUGAAAAAUUGGAGAAAAAGCGAGCUUCAACUGGUUUGCAUUUGGAAGAGGGUGCUGCUGCCCAGCCAAUGAGACUCGAGGGCGUUCGAAGAGGGUCCACGACGUUGGGAUACUUUGAUGUUGAUGCUGAUAAUGCAGUCACCAGGGCGAUUUCGUCCCAAACAUUCAGGCGUGAGCAAGGUUCUGCCCGAGCCGUGGCAGUUCAUGCUAAUUAUAUUGCAGUAGGAAUGUCAAAAGGGCUCAUUGUUGUCUUUCCCAGUAAAUAUUCCAUUCAUCAUGCUGAUAGUUCUGAUGGAAAGAUGUUGAUGCUUGCUAUGCAAGGUGAUCGGUUGCGUGCUCCAGUGACAUCUAUGUCUUUCAAUCAACAAGGAGACCUUCUUUUAGCUGGUUAUGGUGAUGGUCAUCUUAUCCUGUGGGAUGUACAGAAAGGGGUUGUAGCAAAAGUUAUUAGUGGUGAGCAUACAGCACCAGUAGUACAUACCUUAUUUCUAGGUCAAGAUCCUCAGAAUACUCGUCAAUUUAAAGCAGUUACUGGUGAUUGUAAGGGUCUGGUUCUCUUGCACAUUAUCUCGGUUGUUCCUUUGUUUAGUAGAUUCUCCAUCAAAACUCAGGUAUAUAACAUUUUUCAUUAAUGUGCAAUGGGC
This is a messenger RNA of Vigna umbellata (rice bean), 1766 nucleotides long. NCBI's taxonomy places the organism in Eukaryota, Viridiplantae, Streptophyta, Magnoliopsida, Fabales, Fabaceae. The record is from RefSeq and is a predicted model, not a curated record.